GGCGCGGGGAGUGCGCUCCGAGAACGCAGGCGCCGUGUCGGGGAAAGUUAGGAAUUUGAAAUGGAGUCAAUAUAUCUUCAGAAGUAUAUUGGGACAUGUUUAACUCAAGGUCUUGCAGAAGUGGCAAGAGUUCGCCCAGUGGAUCCAAUAGAAUAUUUAGCAUUGUGGAUUUACAAGUAUAAGGAAAAUGUCACCAUGGAGCAACAGAGACAAAAGGAAAUGAUUGACUUGGAGCGUGAAAGAGAACUAGCUCUGAUGGAGCAGGAGAUGAUGGCGAGGCUCAAAGCAGAGGAGCUCGUGUUUCAGGAGCAACAGCGGGCAUUACAGAUGGAGUUGGAAAUGCAAGAAAAAGAGAGACAGAGAGCAGAACUGCAGAGGGCUCAAGAACAAUUAGAGAAGAAGAUGAGAGUGAAUAUAGAAAAUAUAGCUAAAGGUAAAGAUACUUUACAUUCAGAGGAUGCAAACUCAGGCAAAACACUAGCUGAAAUUAGUGAUCGAUAUGGGGCACCUAAAUUGAGCAGAGUGGAAGAACUUGAUGAACCAAUGCUAUCUGAUAAAGGUCUGCGGCCACACUCGCCCCUCCAGCCGGCGCGGCGCGGCUCAACCCUGAGGAGCCUGCCACAGACGCCCACCGAGCCCCCAGGCGCGGAACAGACCGAGCGGAGCCUGGGCGUCGCCGGAGCCCCACCCAUUCACCCGGCCCAGCCGCCGGCGGCCAGAGCCCAGCCACGCCUGACCAACCUUUCCCCGACACGGCGCCUGCGUUCUCGGAGCGCACUCCCCGCGCCGGCGCCUACCGCCUACCCGCCAGGCGCGUCCCGUCGCUAG
Messenger RNA from Manis javanica (Malayan pangolin), 828 nucleotides. NCBI's taxonomy places the organism in Eukaryota, Metazoa, Chordata, Mammalia, Pholidota, Manidae. The record is from RefSeq and is a predicted model, not a curated record.